GUUUGAUUAGUUGAUUUAGACCGGUACUUACCACUAUAUAUUUAGGUGUACAAUGGGGUGUAAGAAAUAUAUAUGAAGCAAAUAUCAUAAUCUUGAAUCUUGAUAUUUAUUGGUACUUGUAGGUUUCUAUUCCCAUGGAGUUUCUGCUUCCAUCUUCCAUUUGUGAUCCAACUACCAUCUUAGCAUUUUUACUAUUUCUUUUCUCUUCCGUAUGGAUAUCAAAAUACUUGCAGAAAAACACAGCAAAGAACAAAGGACCCCCAGAAGUGGCUGGUGCAUGGCCAAUACUUGGCCACCUUCCCCUCUUAAGAGGGCCUCAACCGCCCCACAUAAUCCUAGCGAACAUGGCUGACAAGUACGGACCGCUCUUCACUAUCAAGCUUGGUGUGCACCGAGCUCUUAUUGUAAGCAGUUGGGAUGUGGCUAAAGAGUGUUUCACCACUAAUGAUAAAGCUUUUGUCAACCGCCCGAAAGCUUUAAGCCCGGAGAUUUUGGGGUACGACUAUGCCAUGUUCGGUUUUAGCCCUUACGGACCUUACUGGCGCCAGGUGCGAAAGAUAGCCACGCUGCACAUCCUCUCCAACCACAAGUUGGAGUUGCUCAAGCACGUCCGGGAAACGGAGGUGAAGGUGUCUACGAAACAUAUAUUUGAUAUGUGGGAGCGAAACAAAGGUGUCUCAAAUAAGGUGCUGGUGGACAUGAAGAGGUGGUUUACAGACUUAACUUUAAAUGUCAUGUUCAAGAUGGUUGUUGGAAAGCGACUUCUUGGGGCUACCAUGGCGCAAGAGAAGGAAAAGAACGAAAGCUUUCGAAAGGUGUUGAGGGAUUUUUUUAUAUUAACUGGUGAAUUUGUUAUCUCAGAUGCAGUUCCAUAUCUUCGGUGGUUGGAUUUGGGAGGUUAUGAGAAGGCCAUGAAGAAGACGGCUAAAGAACUCGAUGGUGCGGCUCAAAAAUGGUUAGAAGAGCAUAAGCACAGGAGAAGUACUAAUUCUGUGGAUGAUUGUGAGCCUGACUUCAUGGAUAUGAUGCUUACUGUCCUUGAUGAUGAUAGUAUAGAAGAGUUUGCUGGUUCAAUUACUGCUGAUCAUGAUACAAUUAACAAAGCUACAUGCCUGGCGGUUCUUCUAGGAGGGACAGAAACCUCAUCAGUGACAUUAAUCUGGGCUCUUUCAUUAUUGCUCAACAAUCCUAAAGUCCUGAAGAAGGCUCAACUUGAGUUAGACAACCAUGUUGGUAGGGAAAGGCAAGUGAAUGAAUCAGAUGUGAAGAAUCUAGUCUACCUCCAAGCCAUUAUCAAGGAAACCUUGCGGCUAUACCCUGCUGCACCUCUCUCAGUACCACAUGAAUCCAGCGAAGACUGCACAAUAGGUAACUAUCAUGUAAGCUCAGGCACGCGUCUUCUUAUCAACCUUUCAAAGCUUCAGCGCGAUCCAAAUGUCUGGCUCGAUCCUUGUCUAUUCCAACCAGAAAGGUUUCUUACAACUCACAAGAAUGUUGAUAUUAGGGGCCAGAGUUUUGAAUUUAUACCAUUUGGAAGUGGUAGACGAAUAUGUCCAGGAAUCUCUCUCGCACUUCACGUUACUCAACUUGCACUGGCUCAUUUGCUGCAUGGGUUUGAAAUUGCAACUCCAUCUGAUGAACCAGUUGACAUGGGUGAGAGUUCAGGAAUAACAAACAUGAAGACCAGCCCACUGGAGGUCCUUCUCACCCCACGCCUACAUCCUAAACUUUAUGAAAAUGUUGACUAGCUGACAUGUAUGUUCUUGAAUGUUUAGAAUAGUACUUUCACUGGCUCAUUAAUUGGGUUUCAAAUUCUACUACUAUUAUGGAAUAUAAAAAACCCUCCGAGGAGGGGAAGCUCUAGUUUCUCUCUCACCUUCAUCUUCACCAGACUCACUUUCGCCUUCACCUUCUUCCCUUCCCUACCCUUUCUAGUGCUAGCUCUAGCUCUGCCCCCCGCGGUGGCACGUAUGGUUUUGAUUUCCUUUCCUUCCAAAAUCCAUUCCUCCAAAUCUUCCCAAUCUUUCAAUUUCAGAUUACCCAUCCCCUCCAACCCACUGUUCUUCCCUUUUCUUCAUAUUUCCCACCGUUUCUCUUGCUUCUCAUGUCCUUUCCAUCAAUACUUUCUUUUAUUUUUCUCUCAUCUUCCUCUUUUUCUCAAAUCUCUGAAUUUUCAUGGUUAAGAUGCACAUCCUCCUCACCCACCAGAAUCAACUUAAACAAAUGUUUGCCGGUCCUUCGGAGUUCCGAUUUUGGCAUCGUAUCGCUUGUCUAACAUCGACUCUUUGGCAUAUCCUCUGCUGCUGAUGAUGAUCUUGAUCUUACUUUCUUUGUUCUUUUCUCUUUGGUUACUUUAUAGCCUUGCAUAUAUUUGUCUGGCUUUCUGAUGUCGGUCCCUGAGGAUGUUUUGUAUGGAUUAGAGAUUUGGGUUAUGAAGAUCUUUGAAUGAGUUCUGUGCUGAGUUUCUCGCGCGGGGCUAAUUUGAUUGGUUUCCAAGUUUUCACUGCCCGAUCCGGUGACGAUUCUAUAUAUGUCACGAUUGGUUUGGCUGGUGGCGGCGAUGUCACUAUGUCAUUCCUCUUCUGAUGGAUAUGCUCCUUUACUGAAGCUUGCAGUGAUAGUUGGGCUUGUUUGUGUUUGUUUGUUGGGUUUGUUUUUUUUUUUUUUUUGUCUUGGGCCCAUUUUGGGUCCUCAGUUUGUAAUUUACCUUUGUUGAAUAAAACAUUUUCUUCUGUCGCUAAAAAAAAAAAAAUUCUACUAAAUUAUUUUAUAUGCUGCAAUAAAAUCUUAUAGUUUUUUUUUUUUUUGAUCAAUUAGGAACUCAUUCAUCAUCAAUAAAGAACUAUAUCAAGGAGUAUAUAGUAACCUCAUUAAACCUUACAACAAGCCAUAGGGAAGAGUACCGCACUUCAUAUU
Messenger RNA from Rosa rugosa (rugosa rose), 2916 nucleotides. Its product is annotated as cytochrome P450 CYP82D47-like. The record is from RefSeq and is a predicted model, not a curated record. NCBI's taxonomy places the organism in Eukaryota, Viridiplantae, Streptophyta, Magnoliopsida, Rosales, Rosaceae. The transcript has 2 exons. Gene Ontology annotation, biological process: defense response to other organism. Bases 135 to 1748 code for a protein of 537 amino acids. Gene Ontology annotation, molecular function: monooxygenase activity; oxidoreductase activity, acting on paired donors, with incorporation or reduction of molecular oxygen; heme binding.